AUGGAGAGCUGGAGGAAAUUUUUUCUGGGUGCAGGGACUGAUAUAUGUACGGUGAUUGAAAAUGCCAUUGCAGUUGCAGCAUCUGAUUGGCCUCAAGAAUUGAGGGAAAGAAGGGACAGGAUUGCUCAGAGAUUGUUCUAUUGUGGGUUUGUUAGGUGUGGACAAUGCAGUGAAUUGAAUUUGGCAGGGCCUGAUUCAGGUGAUAACACUAAAGGAGCACUUGUUCUUCCCAGGUGUGAAGGACAGCAGAAUCAUGCAGAGGGGUCUAGUGAUGAUGGCAGGACCAGAAGCAGCAAGGAGUUUGUGAGGAACGGGGCUAGUAAUUACAGCUUUGAUGAGGCUGAAGCCCUUACAGAGCAGAUAGAGGAGGAGUCAGAGAUUCUCAGAGAAGUUGAGAGAAUCAAAGAAAUACUGUUAAAUCCUGAGGAGUCAGGAAACCAGGUGAAUGAAUCUUUGAGAAUACUGGAGUUGAUGCAGAUUUCUGUAGGCACUCUAGAGGUAACUGGUAUUGGCAAGGUGGUUAGUAGAUUAAAGAGACAUCAUUCAGAACAAGUGCGUUCCAUGGCUAAGAUGUUGGUCAGUGGUUGGAAAGAGCUUGUAGAUGAUAUGUGGAUGAAGACUGCUGCUACAUUAGGCCCAUCCCAUGAAUCUGUUUGUCGUGAAGAAGAUAUCAGAGAUGGUGAGCAUGGUCUACCUUCUCCGCCACUUGAUAAGGGUGCCUUUUUAACAACUCACACUGGACCAAUCGAAAUGUCUGAGUUAUUUGCUGAAAUGGAUGAUGAUGGAAAUCCUCACAUUAUUCAUGGGAAUGACUACAAUAGGAAACAGAUUGAUGAGCAUGGCACUCAUUGUGGUGAUGAUGACAAACAACAUUACAGUGGGAAACAAUCAGUUCAGCAGAAAUACAGGAAAAGGGAAGGCGAUGGUACUGCCAAGAAAUUAGUUUUGGCAAGAAACAAAGAACAGUGGAAGAUAACUUCAGUUGGGAAGUCAUGGGGAACUCCAAAACCAAAUGAUCAUAGGGACCGAUUGACUGGUUCACCCAAACAUCAAAUGAGUCCUUCAAAUGAUGUGUCUGACAAUGUGUGUGUAAGGGCUGAAGCUGCUAAGAGAAAGUUUGGUGAAGGAUACCAAGUAGUAGACAAAACAAAGAAGCGGCGCACGGUUCAGCUAAUAGGGCUGCAAGAUCUUCCUGAAAAUAGCCGCCAUCGUUUGUAG
This is a messenger RNA of Cryptomeria japonica (Japanese cedar), 1218 nucleotides long. RefSeq names its product probable mediator of RNA polymerase II transcription subunit 26b. The record is from RefSeq and is a predicted model, not a curated record. The transcript has a single exon. Gene Ontology annotation, cellular component: nucleus. The coding region runs from base 1 to 1218 and encodes 405 amino acids. NCBI's taxonomy places the organism in Eukaryota, Viridiplantae, Streptophyta, Pinopsida, Cupressales, Cupressaceae.